AAAUGGAACUUCUGAAAUUAGUUCUGCAGAACAAGCAAGGAAGAUGUGUGAACUGGUAUUCUGGUUUUCAUCUAAACUGACUCCGCUCUUAUCUCAGGACAAGAACUUUAUCAUCAGUCCUGUAUCUCUAUAUACCAUCCUAGACCUAGUUGUUCAGGGAUCUGAUGGAGAAACGAAGACUCAGAUAGAGAAUGUUUUGGGAUGUAAAGAAUUUAUCAGCUAUGAAGAGAUUAAAAGGAAGGUUAAAACUGCUGAGUUGACUCUGAAAAAUAGUGGCUCCUGCACUAUUCCUCCCUGUGGUGCAAGUAAACUUUUUAUGGAAACUGGAGCCUUUGUGGACAAAAAUACACCUUUGCUCCCAGAGUUUACUGCAAAUCUGAAAAAUACCUCAAGGUUUGAAUUAGUCGAGUUUAUGAACGCUGAUGCUACCGCGAAUACUAUUAAUACCUGGGCUUCAACCUCCACCAACAACCUCAUCCCAACCAUCACGCAGAGGGAGGAGAUUCUUCCCAACAUGAAGAUGAUCUUCGUUAACAUUAUCUACUUUAAAGGAUCCUGGAUGAACAAGUUUGAUCCUGCAAACACCCAACAAGAAGUAUUCCAUGGAUUACAAGGAGAUAAAACGGUUCCAAUGAUGCACUUGGAGGGAAAAUUUAUGGUUGCAUAUAACUCAGGUUUAAAGUUUAUGAUGGUUAUCUUACCCUACUCCGGACUCAAUAUAUCAAUGGGUUUGAUACUACCUGAGGAGGGGACAGAUACCGCUCAGAUCAUGAAGAAUAUGCAUACCGGUGAGUUGAACCAGAUCUGUGAGAACGAAACUCCGGAUGCUGUUAUCGAAACGGAAGUAUCUCUGAAAGUUCCGAAGUUUACGUUCAAUGUUGAAGUUCCCUUGAAAGAACACAUGAAGAGACUGGGGGUUAAGGAUUUGUUUGAAAAAGGAAAAGCAAACUUGAAGAAAAUGUCGAGCCUGGAAUUGUAUGUGGAUGAGAUAAUUCAUAUAGCAAAUAUUGAUGUAAACGAAGAGGGAUCUGAAGCGGCUGCAAUCUCAAAGGUGUCCGUUGUUGAAAACCGAAUGAUGGAUGAUGGACCUACUCAAAUGUUUUUUAAUAGGCCAUUUUUGUUUAAAAUCUUCAGCAAUGAUGAGAAGAUCCCCCUGUUUAUGGGACAAGUGCUAAAUGUUGAGAUCAACAGUAACUCAGCUCCGGUCAACCCUGUCUAGUUUAUGGGACAAGUACUUAAUGUUGAGAUCAACAGUAACUAAGCUCCGGUCAACCCUGUCUAGUUCAUUGUGCCCAAGGGUUUGGUCACCUUUUUGAAAAUGUAGAAACUAACCCAAGUUUCGGAAUAAUGAAAUUUUUAUUGCUCAAAAAUUACCAUAACAGCCAGAUUCUACAAAUCUUUCUGUCUAAAAUAAGAGUGUUUUUGCAGCAGAUUUUUGAAAUUAUUUCCCUUUUUAAAUUAAUGAAAAAAAUAGAUUUUAAAUAUAUCUGUUUACUUAAUCGUAUUUUGUGCCUUGUGUUGUCAUAAAAAUUAAAUCCACAAAAAAUCUGUGUUUUUAAAAAGGUGAGCAUUCUCUGGAAAGGGGCACGUUAUCUUAAAAAUUAUAUCUGACCAAGCAUUAAUUAGAUAUUAAUAAUUUUCUUUUUCAACAUUGAUCAUUUUCAAUAAGUUUUACUUCAGAAACAAUGGAAGAUAUGAUUAGAAUUGAACACUUGUUAAGCUUGAAAACUGUUAAUAUCUUCAACAAUUUUGAUCGGAUAAGGAUUUAAGGGUAACGUUCUCUCUAUAAAUAAUUCAUAACACUCCCUUUAAAUUUGAAAUAUGAUAAUAAAGAAUAAGUUGAAAAAAA
Eurytemora carolleeae is the source of this 1849-nucleotide messenger RNA. RefSeq names its product leukocyte elastase inhibitor. Gene Ontology annotation, molecular function: serine-type endopeptidase inhibitor activity. Lineage: Eukaryota; Metazoa; Arthropoda; Copepoda; Calanoida; Temoridae. The record is from RefSeq and is a predicted model, not a curated record. The coding region runs from base 44 to 1219 and encodes 391 amino acids. The transcript has 12 exons.